ACAAUGCACAUGGCUGAUUUGCAUGGAUGAGUUCUCGAAUACAGCUGGUUGCUCGGCCAAUGAAGAGCCGUCGAGGCGGCGAACAAUCUCUCGAUUUGCUAGGAAAAGUACUGGGCUGCGAGCGGCGAGGUCGGGGCGAAUUGAAUCUUGUGUCUGGCGCGCCUUCCAGUUGGCGCGGCUUAAAAACGGACCUGUUCAUUGUGUAAUCAAACAGCUGAUUGAGACACUCGUCCUAUUGAAAAGGUGUGUGUCAGUGAGCCCAUCUCGUCACAACUCCAAGAAAAGCCAACGAGGGCAUAUCAAAUUAUCUCUUGAUUUUAAGUUAUCAAGUAAAUCAGAAUCAUCAUGAGUAGAGUGUGUAAUUUCGCUGCUGGACCAGCUAAACUGCCUGAUCAGGUAUUAAUGAAAGCACAGAAGGAGCUUAUGAACUACCAAGGUCUUGGAUAUGGAGUCAUGGAAAUGAGUCACAGGUCAGCUGAAUUUACAGCAAUCCUAACCAAUGCCCAGCAAUCUCUCAGAGAGCUCUUGAAAGUUCCUGACAACUACAAGAUCCUCUUCCUGCAGGGUGGCGGCACUGGCCAGUUCAGCGCUGUACCCCUCAACCUUCUGAAGAGGAAGAAGGCUGAUUACAUCCCAACAGGCAUGUGGUCUGUCAAGGCAGCCAAGGAAGGGCUCAAAUACGGAACUACCAGGGAGGUGUUCCCCAAACCAGCCAAAUAUACCUCAAUCGCACAUCCUGAUACAUGGGAUAUGGAUCCAGAGGCUGAAUAUGUAUUCUACUGUGCAAAUGAAACUAUUAAUGGUGUUGAAUUUCAGUAUGUGCCAGAGACGAAUGGUAUCCCACUGGUUUGUGACAUGUCUUCAAAUUUCCUUUCAAGGCCUGUUGAUGUUCCCAAGUAUGGUCUAAUUUUUGCUGGUGCUCAGAAGAACAUUGGCUGUGCUGGAGUAACGGUUGUGAUUGUUCGAGAUGAUUUGAUCGGUAACGCUCUCACUGAGUGUCCUAUCAUCUUUGAUUACAAGCAACAAGCUGCAAGCAAUUCAACCUAUAAUACACCACCAGUUUACAGUAUUUACAUCAUGAGUCUUGUUUUUGACUGGAUCAAGGAAAAUGGUGGUGUUGAUCAGAUGGAAGAAUGGAGCAUUGCUAAGUCCAAUCUCAUCUUUGAUACCAUUGACAACUCCAAUGGAUUCUUCAGCUGCCCAAUCGACAAGGAUGCCCGUAGCAGGAUGAAUAUUCCUUUCAGGAUAGGUGGAGCUGCCGGCAAUGAGGAGCUAGAGAAAGCCUUUGUUGCUGAGGCAUUAUCGAGAGGAAUGGCUGCACUUAAAGGACACAGGACUGUCGGUGGUCUGCGUGCCUCAUUGUACAAUGCUACAACUGUUGAGGAGACAAGAAAAUUGGCUAACUUCAUGAAGGAAUUCCAGAAUAGACACGAAGGAAAUACCACAGUCAGUGCUGCUGUCCCCCAGAAAUCGAAUAUCGCUAGCCAGCUGAAAAGCAGCUCUGCUAAAGCCGUUUGCAAUGGACUUACUAAUGGCCACCACACCAAUGGUGUUGUAAGGACUUAGAUGAAAUGAAUGAAGACAGUGACACUUUGAGCCGAAAAAUUCACUGGUGCCAUUACUCUUCCACGAAAGAAGACUGUCUACGUUUAUCAAUGCAUUUUUAUCAGUGACGACUACUCAGGAUGUCUGCUGCCAUAUAUUGCAGGUCCGACUCAACAUGUAUCUUGACCGAGUGUAAAGCCUUCACAUGACAGCUGGCAUUUUUUGUAUGGAUCAUAUUGAAAUAUCAUGACAAAGUAAUUAUAUGUGUACAUUGAUCUACAUUCACUGAUAGUACGAUUGUAAGAACACACUUGAGCUUCUUUCGCACACCUAUACAUUAUUUUGAAAGUCCACUCCUGAGAGAUAUUUCAAUUAAUAUUUUUUGUAGAGUCUUGUGCAAAAAACGACUGGAAUAUAUCAAGCCACGGAGGGCUAUUCAAUCAUAGAAGAACAAAACUAUUUUUAGGGCAUCUCAUAAUCUGGUCAAUUUUCAAGGCAUGCAUGCAUAAGUUUAUGAUCAACUUCAAGACACUCAUGGUAGUUUUCAUAUAUGCUUGUAUUGCAGAUAUGCAUCAGGGACGUUUGAAGUACUUAUCUAUUCAUUUCACAACUUCAUCAUUAUACUUGAGAUCAAUUCUUCAUUCACUUUUGAAAACAAAUUUGUGAUUGUAUGUAACUGUAUCUAUUGUGAAGGCCUUUAUAUGUAUUGUGUUAUGACAAAAGAUAAAGGAGGAUUCCAAUCUAAGAGCAGUAAUUGUGAAUCUAUACACGAUGCACAAAGUAAUUGCUAGUUUCAAUGGUCAAUUAGAAAUGUGAAAUAAAUGUUCCUUAGUUCCUUUUAAACUAUAAGUUCCAGGUAGUAGGGAUAUGGCAGCUGUGCUGUUAUCAGCAGUUAUAUUGAUGUCACUUGAUGUUCAACAUUGUGAUAUGUUUAUUUUAAAGUGAUUGUUCUUACUCAUUCUAUUUCUUUUCCUUGUCAGUAGAAAUAAAAGCACAGGGUUAGUUUUCAAUAUGAAGAAAAUAAGAUGAAUUCACUAGCAGCUUACAUGCAGCUGACUUUUUGCGUUCACAAUCAGUAGAUAAGUAAGAAACUCCCUCAUGAGCAAGGAGAACCACGUGUAGUAUUACUUCAUCCACAUAUUUAGCUUUCUUUGGAAUUUAGAUUUCCUUUUAUCUUUGGUUUCUUUUCUUUUGGCCUUCUUCACUGAGGAUUCAUCGAGAAUAUUAUGCAAAUUACGAUUAGUGUGUGUUUACAUCCGAUAUCAAAUCUUUAGGUUUACAUACCUAAAUGCCUGAUAUGUAAGUUUUUCUAUCAAAGUAUUAUUUUGCUUUUAUUGUUGCUUAUUGAGAAUGGUGAUACCUAAAAUGUUUGUGAAAAGAACAUUUAUAAGAUUGUUCCAUUCAACUUAAUUUUUGAAAAUUGACUCAUUUGUAGUAAAUUUGUAGUUUAAAAAAAAUAGAUAUAUAUAUAUAUAAAUACUUAGUUUUUUAAAUUGAGGUUUAUGUGAGGUGGAGGCAGAAUUGCAGGUCACAUUUCUAAGUGCCACUUUCAAUGAUUUCUAUCUGGUGGGUGUUUCAUAAAGCUGAGAAAAAGUUACAAGCGACUUAAUGACCAAUUGGUGAUCAUUUCUUAGGAAUUAAAUGAAAACCUAUGCAAAUCUGGUGUAUAGCAUUUACCACCAAAAAGGUCACCAACCAUUCACAAAGUCGCUUGUAAGUAACUUACAAACAGCUUUGUGAAACACCCCUCUGGAUACUUUUAUUUUAAUAUAUAUUUGAUGUGUUAUGUGUGGAACUCAUGAGCUGAGAAUGCAUGAUUGGCUUGACCUUAUGAAAGUAAUGAUUUUCUUGCUCAAUAAUCCACGCUCUAACACAGGCUAAGUAUGUUGUUUAUGUAUGAGACAGGGAUGUUGGAUACGCAUCGAAUAAAAGCUGUUCAAAAAUUACACAAUACUGUACAAAAAACACCUAGAAUAUUGCAAGCUGAAUGUGAUACUUGAUCAUUUCAAAUUCAAACUGAUCAAAAAAGAAAAGUAGAUAAUAGUGUUCUUAUUGUUAAAUGGUUGGCACUUGCAAGACAUUUUAAUCUGAAGUGUAUUUUUGUAAACAACUUGUAUCUUUUUUGAAAUAGAGUCAUGCUUCCUUACACUACAGUACCUUGUCAUUAUACAUCACAAAGUAUUUGGCAAAAAAGUAUUCUUUGCUUAUCAUACUGUAAAUUAUAUACGUUUCCAUUGUCUUUUCUUUUGCUCAAUUAAUUUUAAAAAGAGAAAAAUAAACAAAAGCAAAGAUAUUGACUUCACUUGCCAAUUGGUAUAAAUAUCUAUACAUAUAUAUGUAUAUUAAUAUGGUAUUAUUGAUUAUCUCCUUUUCUGAAACCAUGUUUGGACAAAAUUGUUUGGAUGAAUAUCUUAUUUAUCGCUUUUGAUCAUGAAAACGGAAUACAAUACUUCAGAACGAGUCAUCAAUAUAUUCUACAUUGUAGUUGAAUAUAGUAAAAAGCAAUUUUAACAGAUAAUAAUGAUGAUUAUUCUUGAUUAUCAUUGUAAUGAUAUGUCGGAGAUUAAUAUUAAUUUCCUAGGAAAUUACAUAUCUGAUGCCUUUGAAAAAUUGUCAAGCCAUCACUUUAAUUAUAUUGUGGUCAUGCAAAACAUCAACAGCACAAGUAUAGGAUGAGAGAAACUAAUAGUUCAUGCUAAGCUUUUGUGCAAAGGGUUCCUUAGCGUAACAGGAGUAUUAACAUGUCCAUGAUUUAUAUUUGCGGUUGCACAGAUGUUUUUGUGAUAAACCACUUCUCAUGUAUAAAUAUGAUAUUUCAGCUAUCAUUGUCAUGUUAUGUGCAUUUCCAUUUACUGCACCAUACAAUGUAAACCAACAGACUUAGACGUGUAUAAAUAUAUUAUAAUUGAACACUGUUA
Lytechinus pictus (painted urchin) is the source of this 4463-nucleotide messenger RNA. RefSeq names its product phosphoserine aminotransferase-like. Gene Ontology annotation, cellular component: cytoplasm. The coding region runs from base 346 to 1566 and encodes 406 amino acids. Gene Ontology annotation, molecular function: O-phospho-L-serine:2-oxoglutarate transaminase activity; pyridoxal phosphate binding. The transcript has 10 exons. The record is from RefSeq and is a predicted model, not a curated record. Gene Ontology annotation, biological process: L-serine biosynthetic process. NCBI's taxonomy places the organism in Eukaryota, Metazoa, Echinodermata, Echinoidea, Temnopleuroida, Toxopneustidae.